Molecule: messenger RNA, 699 nt
Organism: Daldinia caldariorum
Lineage: Eukaryota; Fungi; Ascomycota; Sordariomycetes; Xylariales; Hypoxylaceae
Exons: 1
Coding region: 1-699 (232 amino acids)
Source: RefSeq, a predicted model, not a curated record
AUGAAUGCCCCACGAGGUCCCCAAAGGGGCAACAAAAUCACCGACUCGCCGACGAAGAGGAAGCGCGCCGAUUCCGAGCUGGCCGCGCCCAACAAGAAAGCUAAGCUCGAGGCGACCCUCAACCUAUCAUCAUCGUCGUCGUCCGAGGAGGACGUCAAAAUGCUCCAAGCCCUCGAGUCUAAAUACGACGUCCGCGUGCACUCCAUCAUAUCGUCUUCCAAGAUCCAGAAGAAAGUCGCUUCCAUCCUCCAACACCUUACCGACCACGCUGCUGGCAAGACGAAGACGGAGACGGAGACGGAGACGGGGAGGGGGAGCGGCGUAGUCGUUUUGCGCGCCAAAGCCCCCGACACCGGCAAGUUGGUCUCGAUAGCCGAAAUCGCGAAGCGCGAAUUGGGGAAGAGGCACGGCGAUGCGCGCGUCACAUGGUUCCAAUACAUCGCGUUGAGCGAGGAGCUUAAGGAAAGACCUAGAAACGAUGGCAAUACUAUUAUUGAGGAGACGAAGCUAGGCGGCACCGGCGCCGGUGGUGAUGGUAAUGAUGAUGAUUUUGAGAUUAUGAAAACCCCGUUUGAAAGAGCUAUCGAAGGCCAACCACGUUGGAGGGGAAUACCCGUCAUGAGCUUGUUCCUUUCUCCGGUACCCAUUGAGGAACUUAAGAAGCGAUAUGGAGAACAAACCAACGCUGCUUCUAAGUAG